CAGUGUGGAAAGGCCUUUAGUCACAUGUCUUCUCUCAAGACACACCAGAGGAUCCAUACUGGGGAAAAGCUGUAUCAGUGCACUACUUGUGGGAUGAGUUUCAAGAGGAAAUCAUGUCUCACCACCCAUCAGAUCACACACUCGGGAGAAAAUCCACAUCACUGUUCAGAGUGUGGGAAGGUCUUUAGCCACAUGUCUGCUCUCAAGGUACACCAGAGGAUCCAUACUGGGGAAAAGCCGUAUCAGUGUUCUCAGUGUGGGAAGGCAUUUAGUACAAAUGAUCAUCUCAAGACACACCAGAGGACCCAUAAUGGUGAAAAGCCGUAUCAUUGUUCUCAGUGUGGAAAGGCCUUUAGUGCAAUUAAUCAUUUAAAGACACACCAGAGGAUCCAUACUGGGGAAAAGCCGUAUCAGUGUCCUCAGUGUGGAAAGGCCUUUAGUAUAAUAGGUAAUCUCAAGAGACACCAGACUAUCCACAGUUCUGAUGUGCUGCCCUGA
Molecule: messenger RNA, 498 nt
Organism: Clupea harengus (Atlantic herring)
Lineage: Eukaryota; Metazoa; Chordata; Actinopteri; Clupeiformes; Clupeidae
Product: zinc finger protein 239-like
Exons: 1
Source: RefSeq, a predicted model, not a curated record